AUGAAGAUCACUAGAACCAGAAUUUUUGCUGUUGUGUUUACUUUGGUUCUGAUUCACUUUCUUCUAUUCUCUUGUUGUUGUCACCACCAUGAUCAAAGGUUUUCAAGAAAGAUAGGUUUACAAGGUUCAAGGGAGCUUCUGUCUUCAUCUUUUGCAACAAGUUUUGGUAAAAUAAAUGGAAGCAAAAACCUGAACAGGAAAGUUGUGGAAUCAAGCUUGAGGAUAGCUCCACCAAGCAUCCCGAAUCCUACUCAGAACAAGUAG
Messenger RNA from Lathyrus sativus (Indian pea), 264 nucleotides. The record is from the annotation of a GenBank genome assembly. NCBI's taxonomy places the organism in Eukaryota, Viridiplantae, Streptophyta, Magnoliopsida, Fabales, Fabaceae.